CUAAUAAUUACAUAGUUCGAAGUGUUCGAGUUAAAUAAUUAAAUUUAAAGAGGUGUGAUCGAAACCUAUAUUCAAUGUUCAAUUUAGUUAUUAUUCCCAACAAUGUUGAACACUUCAGACGUUUCUCGACCGAAGCGAUAUUUUGGUUUCCAUUAUAUUUUAUUAAGAUUUUUAGGCCUUGGUUGGUGGCAUCAUCCUGACGAAAAUGACACACGGAACUUUCCCGGAUUGUAUUUUUAUUAUGCUCUAUUAACAGAAUUAGUUUGGGUUGUGAUUUUCGUUGGACUGGAAUCGAUAGAUCCAUUCAUAGGUCAUAAAGAUUUAGAUAGAUUUAUGUUCAGUCUAUCAUUUGUUGUAACACACGACCUUACUCUUAUAAAGCUCUAUAUAUUCUUCUUUAAAAAUCGAGAACUUCAAGACAUUGUUCGAAUUUUAGAGAUCGAUUUGGAAGAUUACUAUCAGAACAAUGGUCUGAUUCGUCGCACGAUUAGAGUAACAAAAAUAUUGACGGCCUCAUUUCUAUUCUUCGGAUGGCUCACGAUUGGUAAUACUACUGUAUACGGGAUUGUACAAGAUAUAAAAUGGAAACGAGAGAUAUUACAAUUAAACGAAUCUUUAAUAAGCCCACCAAGGACCUUACCACAACCUAUUUACAUACCAUGGAACUAUGAAGAUGAAAGGCCAUACAUUUUUACCUACGCUUUUGAAACCAUCGGACUGCUUUGGACUGGCCAUAUUGUCAUGACGAUUGAUACAUUCAUAGGAUCUGUUAUUCUUCAUAUGAGCUGUCAAUUUACUAUAUUACAAGAAGCAUUUCUAACAGCUUAUGAUCGAGUCAUUACAAAUCUUUAUCAAGGUAUUCAGAUUAAUGAAAAUAGCGUGAGAAAUUCUUCGGAACACAUUAAUUCUAGAGAUAAUCUUGACAUAAAAGAAAAUGUUAUAAGGAAGUAUAAAUCUGAUAGAGAAAUCGAAGAGGCUUUAAUGUCGGUACUGAAAAGUUGUUUUAAGCAACACCAACUAUUAAUCAGUUGCGUGGAAAAGUUCUCAAUGACGUAUUCAUAUGGCUUCGUGACUCAACUCUUGUCCAGCAUGGCGGCCAUUUGUGCUGUAAUGGUGCAAGUUUCGUUAGAUGCAUCCAGCUUCAAGUCAGUACGCUUGAUAACAUCACUGGCUUUCUUCGCUGCGAUGAUCACACAGCUUGCGAUACAAUGCUUCACUGGCAACGAACUUACUUACCAAGCAAGGCGUGUGGCCGACGCAGUAAUGGAGUGCAAAUGGGAGCGCAUGCCGCCGCGGGUCCGUAAGAUGCUCUUACUGACGAUCUUGAGAGCUCAGAGGCCGCUGCACCUCACCGCUGCAGGUUUCGCUAAUAUGAACAACGAUUGCUUUUUGUCUAUUAUGAAAGCGGCGUACUCCUAUUAUGCUGUAUUAAGCAAACGACAAGCUUAA
Papilio polytes (common Mormon) is the source of this 1449-nucleotide messenger RNA. It is a transcript of the gene Or-60, whose product is annotated as odorant receptor 94a-like. Gene Ontology annotation, cellular component: plasma membrane. The record is from RefSeq and is a predicted model, not a curated record. The transcript is spliced from 5 exons. Gene Ontology annotation, molecular function: olfactory receptor activity; odorant binding. Gene Ontology annotation, biological process: detection of chemical stimulus involved in sensory perception of smell; sensory perception of smell. NCBI's taxonomy places the organism in Eukaryota, Metazoa, Arthropoda, Insecta, Lepidoptera, Papilionidae. Bases 103 to 1449 code for a protein of 448 amino acids.